UAUAGAUCGUCGGAGUCUUGCUUGUUUGCAAAGCCAAAGAGCAGUGCAAUGUAAAUUUAUCCACAGAAUAACCGUACGGCAUACCGCAAACACCGCACCAGAGACGGAAAAACCACAACGGCUUCUUUCAACGAUAGUGAUCCUGUUUUGAUCAGGCGUGCUGGACCCUCAGACGCUUUUCAUCCUCUUCCUCAUCGAUCGAGACACCAAACUCCUCUCUCCCUCUGCUGAGGGAGCACCUGCUGUCUGUACUUCUGCUGCCCGGCACAUCAAAGCAGACUGUUGUAAUGGCUGCUAAACCUCAUCCGGCUCUAAUGAAGAAACACAGUCAGACCGAUCUCGUGAGCCGCCUCAAGACACGCAAGAUCCUGGGGGUCGGUGGAGAGGAUGAUGAUGGAGAGGUGCACAGAUCAAAGAUCAGUCAGAUGCUGGGGAAUGAGAUUAAGUUUGCAGUUCGGGAGCCUGUGGGACUGAGGUUAUGGAUUCUGUUCUCUGCCGUGAUUUUCACAGUCAUGGCUCUUAUGGCACUAGUAUUUCCUAACCAACUGUAUGAGGUUGUAUUCGAUCAAGAGCAAACAGGCACCACUGUCUCUAUACGUCUGUAUGGAGGGGCCAUUCUCAGUCUGUCUCUGAUUAUGUGGAAUGGCUUGUACACUCUUGAGAAGGUUAUCAUCCAGUGGACAUUACUAAGCGAGGCUUGUUACUUUGCCAUCCAGUUUUUAGUCACCUCCGUAACUCUAGUGGAACUUGGCUCUCUUCCGAAUGCUGCCAUCCUCCUCCUCCUCAGUCGUAUAUUCUUCCUCACUGUCACGCUGUCCUACUAUUACCAUCUGGGACGCCGGGCCAAGAAAAUCUGAGAGACCCGCACACACCAGUACAAGACACCUGGUGCUCGGGAGUUGAGCGAAGGGCUGCUGGACUGGAGUGUACAUCAAAAGCUUGAACAGUUCUCAACAUCAAUCUGUUCAUCUGGCGUUAUGCCUUACAGCAAGGACAAUGCCAAAACCCAUGCCUUUGUUUUAAUUUGAAGCUUAUUCACAGGAGUACGCCUUGACAAAGCAACUUUUUUUAUUUUUUUAUGGGUAACACUUCCAUAGUUAUACAGUGAUUUCCAUCUUUCUUCUGGAUUGUGCGGUCACUGUGUAGGUCUCUUCAUUUAGUGUUUAUUGGGUAAAGUAUUGCACACUGUAGCCGAGUUUGGAAUGCUGCCGUUAUUGUCCGUAGCUAUUGUAUUAAUAAAACUGUAAAGCUUUUCUUAUAAUAAGGCCAAUGACUUCUAGGUCCUAGUCACGUGACGUGUGUGAGGGUGGCUAGCAAACACUAGAAUGUGAUUUUUAAUUGGAAAAAGUCGUUCAGUAUUUGAGUAGUUAAUACAUCACAUUUACCACAGUAUACUAGAAUCAUGACUGGUGGAUGAAACUGUAUUUCUGUAGAUGAGCUACAGGCUCACUGUCUUUCAGUUAGAAGUUCGAGUUCUCGUAUGACAUGGGUUAUAAAAACCUCAUAUAUGUAUGCUUUAUUAAUGACAGACACAAGGGGAUUAGAAACUUUCUCAAAACAGUCAUUUUUUCGAAUCAUCUAAUCAUUCAAGUCGUAUUUAACAUGUUUCUUUUCUGUGUUAAAUGUCUCUGUUUAUGAUUCCAGUUGAACAGGGAACCCCUUCUCUUUAGUAAUGCCACAAAACAUGGUUGUGUAGCACAAAUGCAUGUCAAAUAUUGCCUUAAUACUCUAUACUGCACAAUUAUUCCACUUGUCAGCACACUGCCAGGCGUUUGUAUUUUUGUCUAGAUAAAUCAAAAGAAGUGUAGAUAUUUUGUGGAUUAACAGCUUUUCCAGUUGCUUAUUUAUUGGCCCGUCCGAACGUUUUAUUAUACUUAGGUUUGUGAUAUCACUUGCACGGUUAUUGUCUGAGGUAUUUAGUCAAGAAAAAAUACUUGUGCAGCAGAAUAGUGAAAUAAUCUCGUCUCCCCUUUAUGAAAGAUGUUUGAGGUCUGUUGAGAGAGCAGGCAAAAAAUGAAAGUGUAUAUAAACAUCUGUGGCAAUGAUAUUUAUGACAUUUAAGUGUUCUUUACCUCAACAUUGGUCAACCCCCACAUAAAUAUACAGUAAUGGGAUUUGAUUGAAGUUCUUCAUCUCAUAUUCAGCUUUGUAUUCUCUCUAAAACCAUGGACUGCACCAACAUCUGCGAUACAUGGCACCAAAAUAGAUAAUAAAAUAUUAAAGGUAUCUCCAUAUAGAGGCUUUAACAAUUUAUUUUAAAAGAGCAUUAUGUUACUUUUUCCUACCAUGUUCUUUUUACAUGUUAACACCUUCAUUAUUCACCAGUACCAAUCUGAUCUUGGACAAAAAGGACAACCUUCCAUGUAUUUGCAGAUCUUUUCAUCUAUAAAUUAGUAAACGUUUAUGUGAGAUCCAAAUCUAUCCUAAGCAUUAUUGAGAAUAAUGGUGUGUGACUGAUCUCAUUGUAAAGGAAACUCUUAACACAUGGCCAACUAAUGAGCAUGACAGCAAAUGCCAAACAUGAAUCAUCCUGCAUUCACGUCAUCUCCUCUUGAGAAUUGUGUUGCCAUGCAAUAAGAAAGAACUCAAUUAGAUCAUGUUAUCAGCUGUCUGCAGAGGAUAUGCAUAGUCACUAAAGGGAUGUUAUUGUACUUUUUAAACAUGUUUGUAAAUAUUUUAUGAAGAGAUGUUAUUGUUAUGGACCUGCAUUAUCUUUUUGGAAUAAAUAAAACGAACAUUUA
This is a messenger RNA of Triplophysa dalaica, 2741 nucleotides long. It is a transcript of the gene tp53i11b, whose product is annotated as tumor protein p53 inducible protein 11b. The transcript has 8 exons. The record is from RefSeq and is a predicted model, not a curated record. Lineage: Eukaryota; Metazoa; Chordata; Actinopteri; Cypriniformes; Nemacheilidae. The coding region runs from base 288 to 857 and encodes 189 amino acids.